GUUGGUUUUUCAUCUAAAGGUCGGCUCUGUGGGACAAUGAUUAACACGAGGCUGAACACAGAGAGGUCAAAGGUUGUUUCCCCCAUCAAAGGAUUCACUCCACCGUGAGCUCCUCGGUAACCGCGUCCUUUCGUCGCCAUGGAUCCGUUUGUCGGCUCGACCGCGAGGGAAACCGUGGAGCGGGUCGCGGCCCAGCUGGGCCGCAGCGCGGCCUCCGCGGACGUGGCCUCCUACCUGGACCAACGCGACACGCUGCGCCACCUCAGGAGGAGGUUCCUGGUCCCACGGGUGGCGGACCUGCCGCAGGCCGACCUGUCGCUGGUCGACGGCUCCCAGGAGUGCAUCUACCUGGCGGGGAACUCGCUGGGGCUUCAGCCCGAAAGGGCCAGGACGUACCUGAUGGAGGAGCUGGACAAGUGGGCCAAAACGGGCGUCCACGGUCACCUGGGGGGCUCUCGGCCGUGGGCCUGGGCCGAAAACAACAUCGAGGGGCUCAUGGCGGACGUUGUUGGAGCUAAGGCCGAGGAGGUGGCCCUGAUGAACGGCCUCACCGUCAACCUCCACCUGCUGCUGCUCUCCUUCUACAAGCCCACAGCAGCUCGCCACAAGAUCCUCCUGGAGGACAAGGCCUUUCCCUCGGACCACUACGCCGUGGAGUCUCAGAUCCGCCUGCGAGGGUUUGACCCCGAGGGCAGCAUGCUGCGGCUGGCCCCCAGACCGGGAGAGCUCACCCUGAGGACCCAGGACAUCCUGGAGGAGAUCGAGAGGGAGGGCGACUCCAUCGCCGUGGUGAUGCUCAGCGGCGUCCAGUACUACACCGGCCAGCUGUUCGACAUGGCCGCCAUCGCCGAGGCCGGCCAGAAGAAGGGCUGCUUCGUGGGGUUCGACUGCGCGCACGCCGUCGGCAACGUGGAGCUGAAGCUGCACGACUGGGGGGUGGACUUCGCCUGCUGGUGCUCCUACAAGUACGUCAACGCGGGGGCCGGAGGGCUCGCCGGCGCCUUCGUCCACGAGAAGCACGGCCGCGACAUCAAACCCGCGCUGCUGGGAUGGUGGGGUCAUGACCUUAAGACUCGCUUCCUGAUGGAUAACGAGAUGCAGCUGCAGCCCGGCGUGAGCGGCUUCAGGCUGUCCAACCAGCCCGUCCUGCUGGUCUGCCCCCUGCAGGCCAGCCUGGAGGUGUUUAAGGAGGCCGGCAUGCCGGCGCUGCGCAGGAAGUCCCUCCUGCUGACGGGCUACCUGGAGUACCUGAUCCAGCACCACUACAGAGAGGACCCGGCCCGGCCUCACGCGCCCCACGUCCGCGUCAUCACGCCCUCCGACCCCCGGCAGCGAGGCUGCCAGCUGUCGCUCUGCUUCUCCGUGAACGUCUGCCGCAUCCACCAGGAGCUGGAGAAGAGGGGCGUGGCUUGCGACAUGCGGGAGCCCAGCGUGCUGCGGGUCGCUCCGGUGCCGCUCUACAACUCCUUCGGGGACGUCCACGGCUUCGUCCAGGCGCUGGGAUCGGCCCUGCGGGCCUGCGGCGCCCUUUGACCCCGAGGAGCCGUCCGCCGUUUGACCUCACUGAAUCCCUACGGAACGCGGCGCAGGAAUUUCACCGAAAAUGUUUCAAUAAAAGUUGAAUUAAGAAAUGUUGCUU
Pungitius pungitius (ninespine stickleback) is the source of this 1639-nucleotide messenger RNA. RefSeq names its product kynureninase (gene kynu). Bases 139 to 1533 code for a protein of 464 amino acids. The transcript has 14 exons. Gene Ontology annotation, molecular function: kynureninase activity; pyridoxal phosphate binding. Gene Ontology annotation, cellular component: cytoplasm. The record is from RefSeq and is a predicted model, not a curated record. NCBI's taxonomy places the organism in Eukaryota, Metazoa, Chordata, Actinopteri, Perciformes, Gasterosteidae. Gene Ontology annotation, biological process: NAD+ biosynthetic process.